AUGAGCCGGAGCCUGGCAGGGUGGAAGCCACCAGGACGCCUCGAGGGAGAGUGGGCGUGGGGCCAGCGCAGGCCCGACGGCACCAGCGCACCCCUGGAGAUCGUGCUGCUGGCCAAGGUGUCCACUGGCUUCCCUGGUGUGGUCCAGCUGCUGGAGUGGCUUGAGCUCCCCAACAACACCUCGAUGGUGCUGGAGCACCCGGAGCAGUGUCAGGACCUGCAGCAUUUCAUUGGGGCUCGGGGGUUCCUGCCCGAGGAGGUGGUGCAGGAGCUGUUCCUCCAGGUGCUGGAGGCCGUGCGGCACUGCACCAGCUGCGGGGUCCUGCACAGGGACAUCAAACCAGAGAACAUCCUGCUUGACCUGCACACCGGGCAGGCCAAAUUGAUCGACUUUGGCUGUGGCACCUACCUGCAAGACACAGCCUACACUCACUUUGCAGGAACACGGUCAUACAGCCCCCCGGAAUGGAGCCACUUUGGCUGGUACUAUGGCAAGCCAGCUCCCAUCUGGUCCCUGGGCAUCCUGCUGCACCAGAUGGUCUGCGGGGAGCACCCUUUCAGGAGGGGCCAGAACAUCAGCUGGGACCAUCAGCUCUCGCUGCCACAAGGGCUCUCUCAAGAGUGCCAAGAUCUGAUCAGGCGGUGUUUAUCCAUGUUGGACUUGGAAAGGCCCUCAUUGGAAGAGCUGCUCUGUCAUCCUUGGAUGCAGGAUAUUCAUCUGCCCUAG
Messenger RNA from Agelaius phoeniceus (red-winged blackbird), 726 nucleotides. The record is from RefSeq and is a predicted model, not a curated record. NCBI's taxonomy places the organism in Eukaryota, Metazoa, Chordata, Aves, Passeriformes, Icteridae.